AUGGAGAACGUCACUGCAGUGACCCCAGUGACUGAGUUUGUUUUACUUGGUCUGACCAGUGCUCAGAGGCUGCAGCCCCUGUUUUUCGUGCUGUUUUUAGUCAUUUACCUGAUUAACUUGGUUGGAAAUGGAGCUAUAUUAGGCAUCGUUACUUUGGAACCAAAACUCCACUCCCCCAUGUAUUUUUUCCUGGGAAACCUGUCCUGUCUGGACAUUUGCUACUCCUCUGUGACACUUCCCAAAGUGCUUGUGAACCUCCUGUCCACUCGCAGGACAAUAUCUUUCCUAGGCUGCAUCGCUCAGCUGCACUUCUUCCACUUUCUGGGCUGCACUGAGGCUGUGCUGCUGGCCAUCAUGGCAUUUGACCGCUUUGUGGCCAUCUGCAACCCGCUUCGCUACUCUGCCAUCAUGAGCCCCCUGCUGUGUGCUCUGAUGGCAGCUGUGGCCUGGGUCUGCAGCUUCUUCUAUGCGCUGAUGCAUUCUGCCAUGACGGCUCACCUGAACUUUUGCUGCUCUCGGAGUCUCAAUCACUUCUUCUGUGAUGUCAAACCCCUCCUGGAGCUGGCAUGUGGUGACACGCUACUCAACCAGUGGCUUCUUUCCAUUGUCACAGGAAGCCUGUCCAUGGGAACUUUCUUGGUCACACUCCUCUCCUACUUCUACAUCAUUGGCUUCCUUCUCUUCAGACACCGAUCCUGCAGAGUCAUCCGCAAGGCGCUAUCCACAUGUGCCUCCCAUUUCACGGUGGUGUGUCUUUUCUAUGGACCUGUGGGGUUUACCUACAUUCGUCCGGCCUCAGCCACCUCCAUGAGUGAGGACAAGAUGGCGGCUGUCAUAUACAGUGCCAUCACCCCAGUGCUGAACCCUCUGAUAUACACUCUCAGGAAUAAGGAGGUGAUAUUGGCUCUCAGGAAAAUCUGGGGGAGGAUACUGUGUAAAGAAGGACAGAAGCAUCAAUAG
Molecule: messenger RNA, 960 nt
Organism: Chinchilla lanigera (long-tailed chinchilla)
Lineage: Eukaryota; Metazoa; Chordata; Mammalia; Rodentia; Chinchillidae
Product: olfactory receptor 12D3
Exons: 1
Coding region: 1-960 (319 amino acids)
Biological process (GO): G protein-coupled receptor signaling pathway
Cellular component (GO): membrane
Molecular function (GO): G protein-coupled receptor activity; olfactory receptor activity
Source: RefSeq, a predicted model, not a curated record